CCGCCUUCCUAUCCUGUACAUGUUUUUUUUUUCAGCUAAAAACGCCUUACAUACAGUACAUGGUCAUUUUUGGGGGCUAAAAGCACCUUUCUAUACAUGGUUCUUUUUUGGGGCGAAAAACGCCUUCAGGCCUUUUUUGUGGCUAAAAUCGAAUAUCAGUGGUUCUUAACCUUCUCAGAGGUACUGAACCCAACAAGUUCAUAUGCACACUCACCAAACCCUUCAUCAGUGAAAAAUAAAAAUGUUUUUUUAAAAACAAAUUCGAGGCAUUAAAAACACGCAUUUAUUUAAAAAAAAAACAAUUCAAGACAUAAGUACAGUGUACGUUUUUUAAAAUUGUGCACAAAAUUGACCCAUCCAGUGAUGGCCAGGCGGGCGUGUCAUAACUUAUUGACAUGUUGAGUCGAAUGUGCCUUACUCUCCAUGGCAGAGGCUCUGUCGAACCCCUGAGACCGAUUCACCGAACACCAUGGGUUCGAUCGAGUGGAGUUUCAAAACAAGGAAGGCUACAAAUUUGUAGUGCUACAGUUGCCUUUGACUAUAUUUGAUGUACUUUGUCGACCUUUGGUACUUCACAAACAUAUACGAAUUUUAACUACGAAAAGAGGACCCAUCAACAAACUUCAACACAACAGCUUGGAUGCCUGUUUAUUGUCAUUACGCAAGUUUAUUGAGAAAAUGGAUGGACUGAUGAUGAGCGCAACGCAAGCAUUUCAAACUAUACACAAAAUUUGUGAGCUUUAGUUGCCUUGCCUCUGUCCCAGAAUUUUCUUUGCUCUGCUUUGUCCCACCUUGAGACCAAGCUAGCUGCAUAACGGUUGGAAGAAUGCCCUUAGGUAUCAGGUGACCCAUCGGCCAAGGGGUUUUGCUCUUCGCCGAGCUCGUAUUGAGAGGAGUGCUCCAGUGCUCCAGGCUCCAGGCUGGUAUCCCGUGUCACAAAAACACCUUUCUGCGCAGAGAAUGAGGCCACAGCACAGUGGUUCUGCUUGGGUCCGAUCCAGCCUUCACCCUCGUUGGAUUUCAGACCUCCCCCCUUCUUCUUCCAGCAGACAGCUUUAUUGGUGGGCUUGUUCUCUUCCUGCUGGGAUCAGAUGGACCAAGAGCACCCAGGGAUGCCUCCAAGUCACCGUGCAGAAAAUAAAUGACCACACCACGUAUGCAUAACUUGCUCCAACAUGAGUCUCAUCUCCAGUCAGUGGACUCUUCUAGCCAUCGUCAUGGUAACACUCACGGCGAUGUCCUGCGUUGAGGCCAAGUCCACACCCAAGCCCAAGUACCAGUACACCAAGAAACCCCUCUCUCAGGUCACAAUACACAACCACGCCGGGGCCCCCGUUACACCGAAGCCCAAGAUGGGCUACAUCCCUGCUGAGCCUAAGCCACUGCUCGCCUACCCCGACCACGCUUUGCCUCAGGACCACACAGUGAACACGGAGCCACCCAGUGUAGGCCCUGACAAUUACACCUUGGAUUACAAUGAGUGCUACUUCAACUUCUGUGAGUGCUGCCCACCUGAGAGAGGGCCCCAAGGGCCAAAGGGAGACAGCGGCCUGACAGGACCACCGGGGACAAGAGGCUUUCCCGGUUCAGCUGGCUCCCCUGGACCACCGGGAAUGAGUGGUCUUAAGGGGAUGAAAGGAGACAAAGGGAAUAAGGGUGAAAGGGGAAACACUGGCCCAAGUGGAUAUCCAGGAGCUCCGGGGAAACCCGGGCAGAGAGGUGAUGUUGGCCUAAAAGGAGUGAAAGGUGAGGCGGGCAUGCAUGGCGUCAAAGGCGACGGCGGUCAAAAAGGUGAACCUGGACAAAAUGGAACUGUUGGUGAGAAAGGAGAACCGGGUAAAGAGGGGCCACCUGGAACCUCUGGAGUGAUUCUUGGUCCUAAAGGAGAUAAGGGUGAUAAGGGCGAGUGCGGCACAUUUGGGGACAGGGGGCCAAAAGGUGAUCGCGGAGACACUGGCUCUCCAGGAAUCCCGGGAGCGAUGGGAAUCCCGGGGAUCAACGGCAAGAACGGGGCCCCGGGUCCCAUCGGCGUACGCGGGGAUCACGGACCUCCUGGAGCCCAGGGAGAACCUGGAGUGAGAGGGGCACAGGGUCCACAAGGUGUUAGAGGGGUGCAGGGACCAAAAGGAGAUCGAGGGUACCAUGGGAUGAGAGGGGAGCGGGGAAUGCGUGGCUUCAAAGGGGCGAAGGGUUCAGGCGUUCCUCAGAAACGCUCGGCCUUCAGCGUCGGCAUCUCCCCGAGAAGAUCCUUCCCACCAUCUGGGUUCCCGAUUCGUUUUGACAAAGUGUUCUACAAUGAAGAGAACCACUUCAACAUCACCAGCAACAUCUUCGUGUGCGUCCACGCCGGUGUGUACGUCUUCUCCUUCCACAUCACCGUACGGAAUCAACCCCUGCGCGCCACUCUGGUGGUGAACGGCUCGCGGCGGGUGAGGACGCGGGACUCGCUGUACGGCCAAGACAUUGACCAGGCGUCCACUCUGGUGGUGCUGCGCUUAGCGCAGGGCGAUCAAGUGUGGAUGGAGACCUUUAGAGACUGGAACGGGGUGUACGCCAGCAGCGAGGACGACAGCAUCUUCUCCGGAUUCCUCCUUUACUCGGCUUGAUGGUGAACGUGCCCUCUGAUCUAAUCCGGUGGUGGUGGACUGUGUACUUAUGUGUACUCUUCAACUGUUCUGUACUUUGUGGGGAGAGUUCAUGGACUAUUUAGAUCAUUGUCACUGUUAUCUAUGUACAAAUCUAUUUUGUCUUAUGCCUAUCAAUAAACAUUCUUUUUUUAAAAAUCCAACAA
Molecule: messenger RNA, 2791 nt
Organism: Hippocampus zosterae (dwarf seahorse)
Lineage: Eukaryota; Metazoa; Chordata; Actinopteri; Syngnathiformes; Syngnathidae
Gene: otol1b
Product: otolin 1b
Exons: 5
Coding region: 1176-2606 (476 amino acids)
Molecular function (GO): protein binding
Source: RefSeq, a predicted model, not a curated record